AUGGAAUCUCUCUUGAAAAACCUUAAAGAACACGUUACAUGCUCGAUUUGUUUGGAUACCUUCACCGAACCCAAGACAAUCGCCUGUCUCCACACAUUUUGCUGCGAAUGUUUGAAGAGACACGCUCUGACUACUCAGCGAGAAGGAAAGUUUCGCUGCCCCGAGUGCCAAGCACAAGUUGGCGUCCCUGGACGCUUCGAUCAACUACCGACCGGUUUUCUGCAGAACAGUCUGUUAGGACUUCUCGCUGUACAACAAAGUGGCGAUGGAAGUGAGAUCAGUUGCGGUAGCUGCAGGAAAAAAAGUGCUGAGACAAGUUUCUGUUUCAAUUGCGGAAAAUUCUUGUGCCCUGACUGUGUAAACGCACAUGAACUACUUAGAAAUGUGGCUUUUGACGGCCACAAGGUAAGAGCGAUCAAGCAUUUUCAAGCUGAAGACUACGAAGCUUUAUUGAAACGGCAGUCGUUUUGCUCUCAGCAGUACCACGAGCGAGAAGUAACACGGUUUUUUUGCCUAGAUUGUCAAACUUGUGUUUGUCAGGUUUGCGUGGUCACGGAUCACAGGAAUCAUGCUAUUGAUCCACUUGAUAAAGCAGCUGAUCACGAGAAAGCUAAAAUCAUGGCAGGAACGGAGCUGAUGAAAGGAAAGGGAAACAUUUGCAGUAAUGUGAUUCGGGAAUUUGAGGAAACAAUUCUUAGUCUGGAGACCAACAUCUCUACCGCUAAACGCGAAGUUUCCGAGACAGCCGAGCAAAUCAUCACGAAGGUUCGAGAACGAGAGAGAGAGGCUAUUACCGCUCUCGAGAACACACGCGUGUCUAGAACUGAGAAAUUGAACUCUUUAAAGACAGAAGUGCAGUCGUUGGCGAAGCAAAUCAACCAAGCAAUCGAGUUUGCCGAAUAUCUGGUUCAAAGAAGCUCUAGCUCCGAUAUUUUGCAAAGCAAGAAGUCGUUGGAAAAACGAUUUGACGAUCUUGUAAAUCUUAACAAUACCGUGGUUCCAACUCUUCCCGCAGUUUCUUCAUUUGUGAAGUUCUUUUCCGCCUCCGAACCAGUGACGCUAGGUUUCAUAGCAACUACUGAGCCAGUUGUAGAAGGACUGAAACAAGAUUUCCAAGCGGGUGUGGAAGCAGAAUUGAUCGUUUAUCCGAAACUGACGAGGGAAGCACAAGGGAAAUUUAUCGUUGACGUUGCUAUAGAACCUGUCAAAAAAGUGGGUAGUUUGGUGACUUGUGAACAAGAAGAUGGAAAUUAUCAUGUCCUUUUUACACCUAAGAUGCCUGGCAAUUACCACUUUCAAGUAACUGUAAAUGUCGGCAAUCACAGUCCUAAGAGUAUUUUCACUGAACAUAUUCAGGUGAAGGAACGACGACUUAAAGUUGUGGGAGAGUUGGAUUUGAAAGGAGAAACCGUUCAAAGUCCAAGUGGAAUCGCUGUGAACAGCAAAGGGCUGAUUGCAGUAGCUGACUGUGAUGGUCAGUGUAUUCUUUUAUUCGAUAAAGCAGGAAAUUAUCUACGAAAAUUUGGAGGAACGGAUAUUGGGCAACUUGGUACGCCAUCCUGCUUAACAUUUAUCAAUGAUAGCGUGAUUCUAGUAGCAGAUCAGAUAAAUCACUGCAUUCAGCAGUUUAAUGUUCAUACAGGGGAAGUAAUGGAAGCUUUUGGAAAGGCUGGAGAAGGAGAGAAUCCAAUUAGUGUUUCUAUGGAUAGUGAUGGACGCGUUGUUGUGACAGACUGCGUCAACAGCAAAAUACAAGUUUUCACAAAAGAAGGCGAGCCAGUGUUAAGUUUUCGAACAAGUUUUCCCACAAAAUGUAUUUCUCACCAAAACACGUUUAUUGUUACUAACUCUGACAAUCAAUGCAUCAAGAUAUUCAACAGUUCAGGGAAGUUUCUCCGUAAGAUUGGAGCACAAGGCAAAGGUGAAGGAAAGCUGGAUUGGCCCAGGGGUUUUUGCAUAAUAAGAAGUGGAAAUCAACACAACAUACUUGUUUGUGACUUUAACAAUCAGAGAAUAGUACAGUUUACAAUGGAGGGUUUUUUCACUGGUAAAACUGUCGCUAAACUACAAGGCCCCGUUGGGAUAGCUACAACUCCAGAUGGAAGGAUUUUAGUAUCCGAUACUAGCGCGAAAAAAAUAUACAUCCUUCGUUAAAAAAAUGACCGUUAAAUGAUUUUUAAAGUUAGACAUACCAAUCAAUGAUUUCCAAUAGUACGAAAUGAAGAGGAGAUUCUUUGUUUCAUGCAUGAUCCGUGACUAUAAUCAUAAAAGAAAUACAUGAAAAAACUGUGUUUUAUUUAGCAAACCGCAAAUAUGUAAAUAACCUUUGAAAUGUUGAGCGAUAUGCAUUUUUAAGAUCCAUAGUAUAGGUAUGUAUAAGUAGUGUUCGGUUCGUUGUUUUACGACAAAUGUACGCCAAACUUUAAAAUUCAUCUUCGAAACAAACACAGGAAAUGAGCCCCUGUUGCUUUUAAGUAUUUUCUUUGUUGUAGAGGUAAUAUGCCAGUACUUUGUUCCUUUCUUACCCGGUUAUAACCAUGUUAACCAGUUGCCAAAUAAUAAAACACAUUCUAGAUAAUAUUCAAAAUGAAUUCCAUUUGCCUUUAACUAGGACACAGUCCUUCCAAUUCCAUGACUUACAAAGUUAGCUGAACUUCACCACUUGCAGGAGACUACAAGUGCAAUAUAUUAGCUAAUAUUUUUAUACCCUUAAGUGAUCACCACUCUAUAAGAAGUAUUCUGAGUAUUAUCAUAGCAAGUUGAAAAUGUUAUUACAAUUUUGAAGUCCCUUGAAAUUUUGCACUUUGUGACUUGAGGCUUCACUUGACACCACUGUCGCUCAAAAAUAGCAUACUAAUGUAUCCGGGGGGAGGGACAAUGGUAACUUUUUAUACUCGUGUGGAGAAUUACUUUUCUUGGGUUGGGGGAUUUGUAAACGUCGUUGUGCAAAUGGCGGGAGUUCCCCGGGGUCACUCCCCAUGGCUGCUGAUAUUCAUAAGUACAUUAUGCAUGGGAUACCCUGUUCACUAAAACAAACAAUGCCAACAGAAGUAUUGAUUAGUAUGUUCUAAUAAAAUAAUUCUGAUAAAGUUCAUGUGCAAAUUAGCGUGUGGUGAAACUUUUACGUAGAAAGAUUCACUAAUAUGAAAACUGAGAUGCGUUUUUCCUAGAAAAAUCAGAAUCCGGAUUCAAGAUAAAUGACAGACAGAAUAAAGUCAACCAGACAAACGAUAAAUCACCAUGGCAACCAAACCAGUGCGGCAAGACAAUAGCCCACGUUCGAUGUAUUAAAAUUCCAGAUGACUCCGAGGCUUUAGGGUCAAAAUUGCAAAUUCUUCUCGACUCCAUUAUCUCAUAAUUCCCAGAAGAGACUUGAGCACAAAGAAAACAAAACCAAAUAUAGCAAAUGACCAGAAAGCCUCGGAGUCAUGUUAGAAUUUUAAUAUAUCAAACGUGGUCUGUUUCCCGCGACGAUCGUUAGUUUCCAAGAGACAAUAAUCUAACGACUCUCUUUUUUUUCAGAUUCCAAUUCCAUUAUACAGUAGCCUAUGACUAUCUAUUGGCUCCUACAUUAUAAUCAUUAAAUGUGAAUGAUUUGAUUGCUCAGCAUAAAUACUGGGCUGCCCGUGAGUACAACGCCCAAUCAAGAAAGGGAGGCCGCCUCGACUGUCCAGCAAAAAGACAAAAUGGCGGACGGAACUCCCAGAAAGCUUUGCGUGUCCCAUUCCCCUUUCAGUGGGGCCGAUUUUUGCGAGGAGGAGAGGUGUCAUUUCAGGUCGUCUGGCGAACAGAUUUGAAAGUCGAUUGAACAACACAAAAUUAUUGCUUAGAGUUAUUAGCCCUAUAUCUACGCCGAAUAAGUACCUAAAUACAGUAUUCGAUGAUGUUGUUAGCCUUUGCGAGAGCUGCAGAAACAAUGCCAUCCCACGGUCCCCACGGGAAAAGCUUAAACUUGUUGCAAUUCCCUCGCUGCGUGUGAAAAGACUUUCCUUACAAGAAAGGAAUAUGCUAUUUGUAGAUCGCUUUAAAUGCAAUAUCCGACAGAAAUAAAACUGAAACUUAAUUUACUUUACGAUUUUUAACAAACAGAAAUUCAAUACUGUUAAAAAAAAUAUUUAAAACACCAAAAUUAACUCUGUCACAUUUUAUAAGCGUAGAACGACAAUAAUAUUUGAUGUGAAAAACAAACAUAAUGAUCCGAGGUCAGAGGGUUAAUCUAACGCCCCUCUGGUUGGCUACUAAAUAAGCACGAAUGCAAAUUAUACUUAUUCAAGUUUCUCGGAAAUCAAAAAUAACAUUUGAUUGUGUUUUACUAAAGCACGUCAGUCAUUUUGCCCUAUACGGUGAAAAUUUACAAUGGAAUCUCUUUUAAAAAACCUUAAAGAACACGUUACAUGCUCGAUUUGUUUGGAUACCUUCACCGAACCCAAGACAAUCACCUGUCUCCACACAUUUUGCUGCGAAUGUUUGAAGGGACACGCUCUGAAAACUCAGCGACAAGGGCAGUUUCGCUGCCCCGAGUGCCAAGCACAAGUUGGCGCCCCUGAAAGCUUCGAUCAAUUACCGACCGGUUUUCUGCAGAAUAGUCUGUUAGGACUUCUCGCUGUACUAAAAAGCCGCGAUGGAAGUGAGAUCAGUUGCGGCAGCUGCAAGAAAAAAAGUGCUGAGACGAGUUUCUGUUUUGGUUGCGGAAAAUUCUUGUGCCCUGACUGCGUGAAUGCACAUGAACUACUUAGAAAUGUGGCUUUUGAAGGCCACAAAGUCAGACCGAUCAAGCAUUUUCAAGCUGAAGACUACGAAGCUUUAUUGAAACGGCAGUCGUUUUGCUCUCAGCAGUACCACGAGCGAGAAGUAACACGGUUUUUUUGCCUAGAUUGUCAAACUUGUGUUUGUCAGGUUUGCGUGGUCACGGAUCACAGGAAUCAUGCUAUUGAUCCACUUGAUAAAGCAGCUGAUCACGAGAAAGCUAAAAUCAUGGCAGGAACGGAGCUGAUGAAAGAAAAGGGAAAAUUUUGCAAUAAUGUAAUAUGUGAAUUUGAGAAAACAAUUCUUACCCUGGAAACUAACAUUUCCAGCGCUAAACAGGAAGUUUCACGAACAGCGGAGAAUAUCAUCUUGAAGGUUCGAGAACGCGAACAGGAAAUUAUUACAGCUCUCGAGAACACACGUGUAUCGAGAACAGAGAAAAUAAACUCUUUGAUGAAAGAAGUGCAGUCUCUGGCGAAGCAGAUCGACCAAGCAAUUGAUUUCGCCGAAAAUCUUAUUCAAAGAAGCUCCGGUGCNCGAUCAAGCAUUUUCAAGCUGAAGACUACGAAGCUUUAUUGAAACGGCAGUCGUUUUGCUCUCAGCAGUACCACGAGCGAGAAGUAACACGGUUUUUUUGCCUAGAUUGUCAAACUUGUGUUUGUCAGGUUUGCGUGGUCACGGAUCACAGGAAUCAUGCUAUUGAUCCACUUGAUAAAGCAGCUGAUCACGAGAAAGCUAAAAUCAUGGCAGGAACGGAGCUGAUGAAAGAAAAGGGAAAAUUUUGCAAUAAUGUAAUAUGUGAAUUUGAGAAAACAAUUCUUACCCUGGAAACUAACAUUUCCAGCGCUAAACAGGAAGUUUCACGAACAGCGGAGAAUAUCAUCUUGAAGGUUCGAGAACGCGAACAGGAAAUUAUUACAGCUCUCGAGAACACACGUGUAUCGAGAACAGAGAAAAUAAACUCUUUGAUGAAAGAAGUGCAGUCUCUGGCGAAGCAGAUCGACCAAGCAAUUGAUUUCGCCGAAAAUCUUAUUCAAAGAAGCUCCGGUGCUGAUAUUUUACAAAACAAUAAAUCUUUGAACAAGCGAUUUAAAGACCUAAAAGAGACUCCAGUUGCAGCACUUUCAGUUUCUUCAUUUGCCAAGUUUAUUUGCACUUUUGAACCAGAGAAUUUGACUCUCGGCGUUAUAGCAACCAGUGAACCUGUUGUAGAAGGAAUGGAACAUGAAUUCCAAGCUGGUGUGCAAGCAGAAUUACGGAUCGUUUCUCCAGUUGUGAUAAGUCAAGCACAAAUGAAAUUUUGCCUCGACGUUGGCAUAGAACCAGCUGAAAAAGUUGAAAGUUUGGUGACUUGCAGAAAAGGAGAUGCAUAUUCCCUGGUCACGUUCACCCCUAAGGCGCCUGGCAGUUACCACUUUCAAGUUACUGUAAAUGCCGGCAAUCACAGUCCUAAGAAUAUUUUCACUGGACAUAUUCAGGUGAAGGAACGACGACUUAAAGUUGUGGGAGAGUUGGAUUUGAAAGGAGAAACCGUUCAAAGUCCAAGUGGAAUCGCUGUGAACAGCAAAGGGCUGAUUGCAGUAGCUGACUGUGAUGGUCAUUGUAUUCUGUUAUUCGAUAAAGGAGGAAAUUAUCUGCGAAAAUUUGGCUGUAAAGGAACGAAUAUUGGGCAACUUAACAUUCCAUCUGGCAUAACAUUUAUUAACGACAGCCAAAUUCUAGUUGCAGAGCAGUCUAAUCACCGCAUUCAACAGUUCAACGUACACACGGGAGAGGGAGUGAAAGUUUUUGGAAAGGAAGGGAAAGGAGUGGGCGAGUUUCAGUAUCCAGUGGAUGUUUGUUUGGAUGGUCAAGAACGCGUUGUUGUAGCCGACAUCAACAAACCAGAAAUACAGGUUUUUACUAAAGAAGGUAAACAAGUGUUCAGUUUUGGUCUGGGAACUCUGAAGUGUCCCAUUGGAUGUGCAUUUCAAGAAAACACGUUCAUCGUUUCUGACGCUCGGAACCACUGCUUAAAAAUAUUCGACAGUUCAGGAAAAUGUUUCCGUAAGAUUGGAGCACAAGGCAAAGGUGAUGGACAGUUGAACUGGCCUAUGGCUUUGUGUGUUGAGAAACGUGGCAAUCACCACAACAUUCUUGUUUGUGACUAUAACAAUAAAAGAAUUGUACAGUUUACAAUGGAAGGUUCAUUCGCUGGAAAAACUGCCACUAACCUACAGUGCCCCGUCGGGAUAGCUGCAACUCCAGAUGGGAGGAUUUUAGUAUCCGAUGGUAACGCGAAAAAAAUAUACAUUUUACAAUAAUAAAGGAAACACUGAAGUUAUUUUUAAAUUUAGACGUUGAUCAAUUCUAUUUGAAGGUAAUGAGGAACUUCUUGUGCUUCUCGACACGUAACUAUAAAUAUAAUCAUAAAAUGGGGUACAUGUAAAACCUGUUUUUUACAAUCUAGAAGUGUGUGUGUGUUUUUAUAAAAACCAACUUUCUAACGUGGAAUACUCUUUUUACUGAAAAGUAGGAACAGUCAUGUCGGAAUAAACCUUUCUCUGCAAAUAAACAUGAAUAAAUCUUCUGUGCUAAACAGACGGCCGCUUCUUUUCGUGCUGCCUUUGUUACACAUAUGCAAAUGGCUGACCUUCUAGUCUCUCUUGUCUAGCCGUAGGCCCCGCGUCUUACACUUCUGUUUGCAACGGUACCACUUGAGUUAUCACUUGCAUUUUCUUUUUCACACCGGUUUACUUCAGUGAAGUGAAAUAAAAGCGUUAAAGGUAUGCUUAAAAAAGUUCCAAAAAUAACAUAUAGUGCUUUAAUAUAAAGCUUCAAGGUUUUUGUGCGAGGUAGACGAUGUCAAAGCUGAUGACAUCACAAGCGGCAAAUUUUGGCAAAUGCAUUCGAGUGUUUUCCUUUCUUUUAUGCACUUUAUAUGUUAUAAAGAAAAAUUAUCAUUUAUCCAUUUGCCGAAGAAGUCGAAAAGACCACAAUGAAGACAAAACCAUAAACAAUCUGUAAAGUUUUGUUUAUUUACAUCCUGUUCUGUCUGUCGGUGGCGCCCUCUGGCUUGUAUAAAAUGUGUCCUUGAGGUUCACAAUGCAUAAUCAGGACUCAUCAACAAUGUUAUCUUUGUCUCCCCAACGUGCAAAUUUAACCUUAAUUUUUUCCUUCCCAUUAUUUAAAAAAUUCGCUCCAUCAACCUCUUACAUUUCGACGACAAUGACACAAACUUGAACUCCUGUUUUUAAUCGAGAGGAACAAAUCCGAUUCUCCGCGGGAAUACUAGCAAUUGCUCAUGUUUCUAGCGCUUUACAUGUAAAUCUAACACGUUGUGUUGGCGUUUCGCAUGCCUUCUUAAGUGAGUAGUGCUGUUAGUACGGUAAUCAGAGUGCUCACAUGUCAGUCGCUUGAAGGAAAAAGCUACCGUGAACAAUUUUGGAAGAACAGUUCCCAGUGCCGAGAAAUACGGCUGCGAGUAAAAUAGUAAUCUCGUACCCAGUGUAAAACAGAGUGAGAUCUGGGUACGAGAUAAGUAAAAUAGGAAAAGGCGUCAUUUUGUUGCCAUGGUAACUCUGACGUCAUUUUAACCCUGAUCAUAACAAUUUUUUAUCUUUAUCUAAUACAGCUGUGUUGGUAAUUAUUCCAAAUUGUUGUUAAUGGCGACGUAGUUUAUGCUCAAACUUGGGAGGUACUGACCCUGAAAAAACCCGAGUCAGUCAGUCCCAGACGUUCCUCCUGGCGAAACGUCCCUGCGGGCGAGGAGCUAGAAGAAACGGCUGUAUUCGCAGGCUAGAGCCAAGAACUCAUUUUAUCAGUAACAAAAAUGUUCAUUAAACAUAAUAAAGAAAUCAUGAACAAAAGUGCCGUGUUUAGGUUGAAGUUAUCCUUUCCAAACGUUUUGGGUCCCUUAAUCAGUGGAAUUACUCAUUUUAUCAUCCUACUCUUCAAAAGUGUAGCGUGGGACCAGGCUCCGCAGUGGGGAAAAAAGGCAACAAACGGGUCAAAUAGGAAAAAUAUCGGCGAGCGGUAUCCUGGGGAGGGGGAAAGGGCGGCUUACUCCCCUCUCCAGACUUCCUUUUCGCCAACGCAGAUUUUUUUCUCCUUUUUCCCACAAUGCCGAGCCUGGUCUUAGGCUACAAAGGUGCUGCUCUGGCUUGGGCUUGAUGUUUUGUUCUGUCCUUUUAAAGUUAAAAUUUUGUAAAAGGUGACAACUGGUGCGAGCCACUUUAAAAACUACAAAAAUGCUAGAUAGCAUGCGCAACUGGAGUCUAGUUCCAGACCUCCACAAAGCCCUUCGUGAAAAGUGCCUGGCGUUUUUCGCUCUUCUUCUCUUGCUUACUCCAGACUGAUACCCCUAUCAAUAAUUGUUCUGGCAUAUUUUUCCUUUGAGAACCAAGAUGGAAGCUGGUUGAUUGCACCUAUCGUGACCUAGUUCUAAUACUGUGUAAAGGCAAGGAUUUAGAGGUGAGGCGGCGUAUUAACAGGACGUUAAAAAACAACAUUCAUAGUGACCUCAGGUCGGUACCUACAGUAGUAUGCAUCGUCUUUUGUCACUGUCUUGUGGUUCUUUACAACCCAGUCAUCUUAAAGCACUUCAGGAGUAUGGAGUCAAAACUGGUGAGUCUGUGUUUGUUUCAGCCCUAGCCUUUUCCCUUAGCUUGGCCUUCCUGAAAAGGUUUUUUAAUAGUAUACAUUGUACGCUCUGUCCUCUGGAUAAGGGUAUUUUGGAGUCGCUUCGCUUUUUGGGGCUUCCUCUCCCUCUUUGGAGUCCAGGUUCCAGUUGUUCAAAAGAUGGAUCACGCUAUCCACCUUUCAAACAAAUGGGGCCAUGUCCUAGUUGUUCGUAAGGUGAUUAAAGCUAUCCACUGAAUAAAUCUCUAUCCACUUCAUAUCGCAAUUGGUUUUCCUUAUAUUUAUCCUUUGCAUAAAAAGUUAUCCCGUUGAUAGUGCCAGCCAACGUCUAAAAAACUGGUCCCAGAUUUUGUCUUCCCAUUUCUAGAGCUGUUCACUCUAUGUAUUUUCAGUAGUUAGCGUAUUUGAAGGAGUACACCGCUGGGUGUUGCAACUCCUUUACGUUCCAGAGUGUUUGAAAUGGCUAGUUUCCAGCCUUGACAAAGUGGUUGAUUCUUUUGCCUUUGUAAUGUGCAAACUUUUCCUUAUUUUGGAGGAGUAUACAUGUGGAGGCUGUAGGAUUUAUGGUUUUUACUUUCAAAGUUGGUACUGGAAGACUGACUGAGGGCCAAGUCUCCCAGUAGUCUUGGGAUGCUGGAAAUUUAGAAGACUUAGCUUGAUAGGGAAAAUAACAGUACUAAAAAGCCUUGUAGCAUCCCAACUGGUCUAUAUACUCACACCUUUGCAAACGAAUCACCAAGCAAUAAAAGAGAUCAACAAGCUUUUUUUCAAUUUCUUAUGGAACGGCAAAAAGAAUAAAAUUAAACACUCGAUCAUGAUCAAUGACUACCCUGAGGGAGGACUAAAAAUGAUUGAUAUUGCCUCUUUUAACAAAUCACUCAAGGCUACGUGGAUUAAAAAGUAUCUAGAUUCAGGAAACCGUGGCAAAUGGAAAAACUUCUUUAAUCUGGUGCUGGGAAAAUAUGGGGGAAGUCUUUUUUUCGAAUUAAGAAAUCUUAACAGAAAGGAUAUUGAUAAGCUAAAGAUAGAAGACCCUUUUAUCAAAGAAAUUGUAGAAAUUUGGUCUGACACUUUCUUCGAGAGGAAAGUAGUAUCAAAAGAUCAUUUUCUAUCUCUAUCUCUGCUACAAAAUUCAUUAAUAAGAAUGAAUAAUGUACCAGUUUUCUGCAAUAAUUGGCUUAACAAGGAUAUAACAAAAGUUAAACAUCUAAUGGACGAGAAUUCUCUCAACUUUUUUUUCCCUCGACCAUUUUCAGAACAGAUAUAACAUUUGAGUAAAACCCUUAAUGUUUUCGGAAUCGUCUCAGCCGUGAAAUCUUUACAACGAUAAAUCCCGAGAACACAUCAGCAGUAUGAAAGUCCUCUUAACACAUUUCUCAAAAGCCAAAAAUAAUCUAGAAUUAUUGCUUACAAGCAACUAAUAGCAAAUAAGAAUGAAAAACCCAUAUCUUGUAUAGACAAAUGGCAUAAAGACAUCCACUCUUCAACCGAUAAAAAUGUUGACUGGAGAAACGUUUUUCAAGCAGCAAACACUUGUACAACGAGCUCAAAACUAACUGAUUUUAAUUUCAGAUUUUUACACAGACGUUUACCAACUAACAGCUAUCUGCGAAAAAUAGGAGUUAAAGAGGACGGAAAAUGUACUUUUUGCCAUGACGAGAAAAAGGAUUUGACGCAUCUAUUUUGAAAAUGCCAAAAAACCAAAAAUUUUUUGGGAUAAUUUCUCGAUAUGGCUUCAGUCGUGCCAGAUCCUCCAACCAGGCAGUUACUUAGACAUGACUACCACUUUGGGCCUAACGCCAGACAGCUCUGCCUUUAAGCUCCAUAUAAACUUCUGUUGUCUUAUAGCUAAGAACUUUAUCUGGAUAUGCAGAUCAAAAGAAUGUUUCCCAAUUCACAACAAUUUCUUGUUUUAUCUGAGACAUAUAUACCAAUUAGAAAAAAAGACAACGCGCAAUGCAAAAAAAUGGAAACUUUUCUUUUUCUUGCUGGGUCUUGUCCCCUUACUCCAAAAACAUAAAUAGUAAUAUGUGCACCUACCAUGAAUAUUUAUAUUACUUUCACCCCAAAGAAAGAAAAAAAAAAUGUAAAAAUUAAUAAUUAUUAUAGAUCAUACUAAGUACAGUAAUAUAUGAAAUUAGCACUGCUGUAACGUAUUUUAAUAUUUGUAAGUAUAUUGUCAUGUAAGUGUGUAAAUUCGCUAUUUGUUUUUUUUUUUUUUUUUUUUUUUUUCUUUUUUUUUUCUGUAGUUUUUUUUUUUUUUUUUUUUUGUUUUUUUUUUUUUUUUAAAAAAAAAAUGUAUUAAUUUUUUAAUAAAGUUUUUUAAAUUAUUAAAACAUCAACUCGGUGGAGUCCCUGAAAAGGGGGGGGGGGAGGGGGGGGGGGGACCCGGGAAAAAGGGGGGGGGGGUAUGGGAGAAGGGAGAAGAAGGGGGGGGGGAAGCAGGAUCUCUAAGAUGGUGGGGAGAUAGUUUUUUUUUUCUUUUCUGUGUGUGUUUUACUUGCAUUAAAAAAAAAAAGUCUCCCAGUAGUCAGAGGUUUCAAUAAAAGCCAGUUACCAGCAGUCUUCCACCACCUGUAAUGCCUCUCACCGCCAUCUGUUCAGAUUGUAUUUAUAAGAUUUCUAGAAAUAAAUAAGUAAAGUGAAUAAAGUUCAAGAGAAAAACAAAAAGAGAAACAAACAACAACAUCAACAUCAACAAUGACAACUUGAAAUGCAAUGGCUAGCGGUGCAGUUAAAAACUGAACUAUGAAGCCUCAGUGUCAUGGAAAAGCAACAUGGUGUCUAGAUGACGAAAGCUGAACAACACAGAAGACAAAUCUUAGUGUAUUUAGGAGAUUUUUCUAGAACUUUGACAGGAACCAGUCUUUGUCAACUGGCAGGAAUAAGAGUAUUAUUUGUUCAGGAUUGAUUACCGGUAUGUAAAAAAUUAUCCGCUGAUCGAAGACUAACGUCUGAAUCCAUAAAAUAUGCUGGUGGAUAACGUGUUUAGUGAUCAAUAAAUAUUGUUAUAAACAGCACUCUUUUUGAUGCCCAGAGCACUGGGAAUAAGUAAGAUUUCAAAUUUUCCAGGGAGAGCAGGCCCCCAGACCCCACUAGCAGGGGCGGAUCUAGGGGGAGGGUGCAGGGGGUGCGCACCCCUCCCUGAGAUGACCUGCGGUUUUCUAAUACAACUAGUAUUCUGCCAAAAAAAAAAAGAACUAUGUGGUUUAUUGGUGUUGAAGUAGAGCAAGAGACGAGUGCACCCCCUCCUAAAAAAAAUCCUGUAUCCGCCCCUGACUAGGGCAAAGGGGCUUAACAGUGCUUUUUCUUGUCACUGCUGCCUAUUUUACCAUUGGCAACUGCUUGUUAAAAAAAUUAUUGAAACCCCUGCAGUAGUAUUAUUGGUAUUGUUUGUGGAGGGCCCCACUGAGAGAAUAAUUAUAUAUUCUAUCAGACUAGUCCCUAGGCAUUCUUAGCUUGGUCAAUCCUGGACUCUACCGUGAGCUGUGACGUCACUGAGAGAUACUUGCCGAGCGUUCUCUGGCCCGCUCUCUCCCAGACUUCGUGCAGACAACGGAUCAAGAGAGAACGCCUAGGGACUAGGCUGAUAUUCUAUAAACAUGUGUACAAUUUUCUUAACUUACCUUUCAGUUGCUGAUUUCAUAUCCUGUAAUGUUGAGAGAUUAGCUCAGAAGAUUUCAGUUCCUGAAAUGGUAUGGUGAUAUUAAACAUCCUUUAAUAUUAUUGAUAUCAAUUGGUGCAGUUGCACACACCACGACUGAGUGAGUGACGUAAGAAAAUAAUGUACCCACUCUCCCACAGGAGGCAUUUUUAGUGUCAAGUAGUCACAGUGUUGAAUUUAGGAAGUUGAAUUAAUAGGGUAUCUUAAUAACUCUUCUGCCAGCCAUUAUUAAAAACUAUACUAUUUUAAUUUAAAUGAUUGUUCACACAAUUACAAUAACACGUUAAUUUUUUUUCUUACAAAUUGAAUGUAUACAUGUGUUCAGUUAGUCUGUAUUUCACUUAGAGACAGAUGAUGGAACAGCUUUACAUUUCCAUACACCAGUAAUUCUGGAGUUUUUAAAAUGAAAAUUAAUGUGCAAUAUACAUGUGCUGCUUAUUUUCUUGUAAAAAAAAAUGUUUCCAUGAAUGUAGGUAAGUUUUAACAAAGUCAUAUUUUACCCUUUGGAAAAUAAGUGCAUUUGUUGGCAGAUUGAAUUGCUGUAGUUACAGUAUUAUAAGAAAACAAGGUUAUAGAUUUGUUUGUGAUUCCUUCUUAGGUACUCUCUUCCCUUCAACAAACUAUCAUUGUUCAGAUGGCUGCAUUUACACUUAAUGGAAGUGACUUUUAUGAUGAUAUGAUGUCUAGAUUUUGUAUCAUCUCAUCAGGUAACAACAGAGUUCAGGGCUUUCACCAAGAUUUCAACUUUGUGGGUAUAUGCAAUUAGUAGGUGGGAAAUUGAACAGCCAGGAAGUUCUUUUUGUUCAAUUUUUCUCUCGUUAAAAAUGAAAGUAGCCACUGGAAGUUACGCUUAGAAGCUGGGGGAAACCCAAUGCUCCCAGCUGUAAGUGACAGUAAUGAGCGAUGCAGAUAAUUUCUCUUUUUAUUAAGGACUCACCCCUGUAAAGCCAACCAGAUCACCUGUUUAGCUAGAGAAACAGUUAGCUAAGAGUUCUUUAACCUAUUGUACAUAAUGCUGGUUUGUUAUUUUCAGUAAGUACUAUAUAUGUUUUCAUGUUUUAAUAAAAAUAGUGUGUGUUCACGGUUUUCAUAAUUUGAUGGUGAGACCCCUCCUCUCCCAUUGAAAGUUUCUAAAAAUCCUGAGUAGGGACUGGUUGGGUAUGGAUAUUUUCUGGAACCAGCAAUUUCUACUUCUAAUGAUGGUUUACUUUUGUUUGAACAGGUUGUGAUAGGUAAGUACUGUAUAUUUUUAAAUGUCAGGACCAUUUCUGAUUAUCAUUGUGCUGUAAGGCUGUCUGUUAUUAUUUUAUAGAUGAAAUUAAAUUGCUGUAUUAAAAAGAAAUUAUUGUUUGUAUUAUAAUAGGUUUUCAACACUAGUUAAUGUUUUCUUGAAAUACAAUUAGGCCUUAAGUGUACCUCAGGGAGUUUGGGGAUCAGGGGGGCAAGGGUGUAUGGUCUUAGGAUGGGGUUAUAACUUACGUGAAUUUAAAAAAAUCAAAUUAGAGUCAUUAAUCAGCCAAUGUUACACAUGUAGGCAUCACUACAAAAAAUGUAAAGGUAAGGUCAUAGUAUAAGUGAAUUUAGUUGGUUGUCUUUUCUUUAGUUUAGAUGAACUCCUUGAUGGAGGGUUGUACUCUGGAGAACUGACUGAAAUUGUUGGAGCAGCAGGUGCAGGAAAAUCUCAGGUAAAUCUCCAGACAAAAAUAAAUAAUCACAUUCCUGUGAUGUGACCAUUCAAAACACACCUCUUUGCAAACCUUAUUUUAGAAAAAUAAUUUUACAAUCAACAUGACUCAAGUGUCAAAUUUUGAAUUUGGAUUUUUUCUGUAAGUAAACUGAUAAUUUCUAUUGUUUUGUUUUGUUUCGUUUUGUUUUUUUAGAUCUGUAUGAAUAUUGCCUUGUCAACUGCAAUGAAAACAAAAAAGAAUGUUCUGUAUGUAGACACAGGUGGCUCAAUGAGUGGAACCAGGAUCACAGAGAUGUUACAAGGGUGGAACAGUUCUUUAGAGGAUCAGGUAUAAGUAUGGAUUACUCUGAGGAAUUUGGUCACAAGCCAUGAAGUCUUGAAGAAAAUAAGAAUGCAUUUUAAUUGGUUUUUACUUCAUGGUGUAAUUCUCUAGGGUUUACAUUCAUCAUUUAAUCAGCAGCCAUUCUGGCUGUGGUCAUGUGUUCUUCCAGAAAAUAUCCCAACUUCCCACAUGAAAGAUUUUUUUGGUUAGAACACCCCACACUGCUUACAAAGUCUAGUUUUGCUUCAUUCAUUCCUUCAACCCAGGUGAAGGUGGGUAAGGGAUAAACUAGUUGCCCCAUGCAGUUAGCUUUUCUGUUGAUCAAUGUGUUUUGCUUCUUUUUCAGGAAGUGUGUGACAUAUUGUCCAGAAUAUCAGUUAUUCAAGCCUUCGACAUAUUCUCAGUAGUGGAUGUUCUUGAAGGUGUAAGACAAAAGCUAAAUGUAAGAAUUCAAAAUAUGAUGGGGUAAAAAAAUUGAAAAAAAUGUUCUUUAUUUGAGUGUCAAAGAGGCCCUCUAUGUGGGGUUAUAGUCUGAAUUUCAAAACCUCUUUUUUUCUUGUACAUGUAUUGAGGCCGGGAAGCCAUGUUGCCGUCAGUAUUUACUAAUGUAUUUGCGGUUUUUUUGUCGCUGUCACAGUUUCAACCCAUCUUUGUGUCGUUUGUCACCAUUUCAGCUAUCUUAUGUUGCUGUUUCAAGGCCAUAAUGCUUGUCGUAAUUAUACGCUAACAGGACGUUGUCAAUGUAUCUAGCAUGAAAGUUACCAAUUGAGGAGACUAUCAGGAUUGCCAUUUCAUGUGGUCAUCCAAGCCACACAAAGGUCCAGCCUUUUCCAGGGCAAAGACAAUUUAUACCUAAUUCAUUUCUCGGUUAUUUUAAGACCCUGUCCGGCUGUGGGAAUCAAAACCACGACCUCCCACUCUGUAGUCAAGCGUUAGAACUACUGACUGAGCUAAUCCUGUAUUUAAUCCUGUAUGUANAGGUCCAGCCUUUUCCAGGGCAAAGACAAUUUAUACCUAAUUCAUUUCUCGGUUAUUUUAAGACCCUGUCCGGCUGUGGGAAUCAAAACCACGACCUCCCACUCUGUAGUCAAGCGUUAGAACUACUGACUGAGCUAAUCCUGUAUUUAAUCCUGUAUGUAUAAUUACUGAUGUUAAGCAAUAGAUAUUUAGAGAAAGCAAUUCUCUCAAAUGUUUAACUAUAUCAUUGCUUGUAGGCUAUCUGGGUUAGUUACAGAGAACUGUGUCUUACCCUGCGAAUAAAAGUCUGUGGUGUUAUAUUGCCACUGAAAUCGUAUUUUAAUGGAUGAAAUUUGUACUUUGUGUGAAAAUUCUUAGCAUUUGUGAUUUUAACAAACUUACACCUCUGUAAAUCAUAACUCUUACUGCAGCAGCAUUAGCUUAGUCGGUAGAGCACUUGACUGCGGAGUGGAAGGUCAUGGGUUUGAUUCCCUGGACCGGACCAAUACUCAAGGUCUUCAGUAAAAUAACUGAGAAAUGAAGGUACUCCCUUUGCACUGCAAGCGGCUAGACCUUCGCGUGGUUCAUCAUUAUUAAUCAUUAAGGUCAUUAUUUUUAAUUUAAUGUUAUGCUUUUCUAGACUGAGGAAGAUGAUGAUGAAAUGAAGCAUCUAAGGAUGAUAAUAGUGGACUCAGUUGCAGCUGUGGUGUCCCCCAUUCUGGGUGGCCAACAAAUUCAUGGUAAUAACAUUAUCUUUUAGAAAUAAAUCUGUUUUGGCUGAAACAUUAUGCAGGUACGCAGUGGACUAGAAGCAAGUGUCAAAGGGCAGCCCUUGUGCCCAAGUUAUUCAGUCUUGACUACUAACAAAUAAUAUAGUAAAACCGUACAGUUUCAAAGAACUCAUUCUAAACGGCUAAAAUUUACCAGUUAGACUCCCCAUAUACAGCUAUUUAGCCUAAAAUUUGAAACAGGUACAAUGUACAUGUAAAUUACUUAUUUUUUAAAAAUUAUGUUUAAGUAGCGGUAAUGUUAUUGUCUGGAGGAGGACUUCAAUAUUUAUGUGAUCAGGGCUUGAUUGUUUCUUAUUAUAGUCAUUUUUACAUAAACACAUACUUUGUGCACUAUAAUGCUACUACACUGUACUAUCCCUGCCACUACUGCUACUGCCACUGCAACCGAUUUCACUACCGUACCACCACACCACCACAACUGCAUUUACACGCUCUACAUCGUUAUUUGAUGCAAGUAUUUUAAACCUGUCCCUGGACUCCAUCUAAUUGUGAUUCUGUCUUAUCUCAGGUCAUUCCUUGAUGGUGAAUCUUUCUAGAAUCUUAAAGUCUCUGGCUGUCGAGCAUUCAGUUGCAGUUGUGGUAAGUAUGACAGUUUGUUAGAUCAGUUUUGUGUUAACAAUGAAAAAAACUUCACAUGUAUCUCCCUACCUAAAUUGUUAUUUUUAAGAUUUGUCAUGCUUGAAAGUGAGUCCAGUUAUUCAGUGACCUUCAAACGCAUUUUGAGUGUCGCAAUUUGUUUCGUCAAGAGAGGAUUCCUUGUUAUUAUCCACUCUCUUUGGUGCUUUUCAGGGGUAAGAGCGAGAGUACAGUACGACAGAUUGACAGACCGGUGUGCUUUCAACCCAGCUGUACUAAUGGGGCAACAAUAGAUAUGACAAGAAAGGAUAAAACCAAGAGAGGAUAAAACCUAUCUUUUUUUGUUUCCCCGCUUGAAUUAUCCAUAGGGAAGAGAAAUCGUUAUUAAUCUGCCAAGAAAAUCCCAAAGAGUCUAAGCAACUUUUAGUUCCGAGUCCGUUUUUAUUAAUACGUCACUUUGUACGUUUCGUUUUUGGUCAUGUACCGUCAGCUAACCUACAGUACAUUUAUCAAAUCAAUACUAGUAACCGGUAUUUUUUUGUGGUAGCUUGUGUUGACACUGCAAUUUCACAAUGACAGCAAAGUUUCGUGAACAAAUGCCCAAUAAUUUCUUUUUUGCAAUGAUAAUUUCACGAUAGCAGUGCUAUCUUUUUGACAAAUGUACUGCAGUUCCCCCGCCCCGACGCUAUAGAAGUUUCAAACUCUAGAAAAAUUAUGGAUACACGCGUUCAACGUUGUAAAAGGGGUGGGGGGAGGGGUUGGGCAAACUAAUGGAAAUCUGUCCCCAGACUUUUGUCCAUGAUUAUAGAAUUGAAACAGAAUUACAAUAUUUAUAUAGACUAGGUGAUUAGAUUGACUGAUUCACUGUCUACAAAUUCUGUUUUCACAAAGAUCUACUGGGAAUCUGGAUGAACAAUCUCAUCAAAAUCUGUCUUUUGUGCCAUUUUUAUUUAGAUCACUAACAAUGUCGUGACUGACUCCUCCAAGUCUUCAUUUUCUACGAAACCUGCUCUGGGACCAACCUGGGCUCAUGUACCAAAUACCAGAUUGUUCAUACAAAGAAGUCCAAUAUCCCAGGUGGAUGGAACAGAAAGGGUUGCUACGUUAAUCAAGUCUUCAAGACAGGUACUACCCCUCAUUGUUUUUACUCUUUAAAAUCGGAUCACGUAAAAAUAAAGUAGCGAAAUGGCGUCUAGGGGACGAAUUGUACCGGUUCGAAAAUCAUGCACCAUGUACAUACAAUAAUGAUAAUGAUUAUGACGAAAAAUAUUUUAUUAUCCUCUACCAUUAUGGGUCUCAUCAAGGACGUGGUCAAAAUGGAACAUAGCAAAGUUCAGAAUGCUGAAUCGCAGCUGGUCAGGUAGAAAGCGAACCAGGUGGUUAUUUUACAAGAAUGGCCGUGGAUUUGAACUCAGGACAUACCAAGAACAAAUUCAGCUACCGGUCAGGAUAGGACUUCCAGUACUCUGGGCCGCCGGAUUACUGAAAGUCCAGCGCUCUGACUUCUCGGCGACCCUGCCUAAUAAUAAACGGCAUCACAGGGAAAGUGUUGCCAUGAGUUUUAAUGUUAAUCUGGAUUUCGUGCAAAGUCCCCAGUUAGAGGCAGUCAGUUCUUCUUGUUCGAGGUUAAAUUAGUUUUAGGAAGUGAGAAAAUUUUUCCCUACUGCGAGGUUUUCGGUUGAAAGAAUUACGUCAAUGUAAUCUUCUGCCUUUGGUUUGUUGCAGAAAUUACAUGUCUCCUGUGCCUUUUACAUACACAAUAGUGGGCUUCACAGUUAAAGGCCAGUUAGUCAGAACUGAACACCAUCAAACUUGGUAGUGACAUUGAGUCUACUGAAAAGCGGGGUGUGAAUUGAUUAUGCGGUGCGUUNAGGAUGAGAGCAAAUUUUUCCCUACUGCGAGGUUUUCGGUUGAAAGAAUUACGUCAAUGUAAUCUUCUGCCUUUGGUUUGUUGCAGAAAUUACAUGUCUCCUGUGCCUUUUACAUACACAAUAGUGGGCUUCACAGUUAA
This is a messenger RNA of Porites evermanni, 19374 nucleotides long. The record is from the annotation of a GenBank genome assembly. NCBI's taxonomy places the organism in Eukaryota, Metazoa, Cnidaria, Anthozoa, Scleractinia, Poritidae.